CAGUUACUACUUUACCUGGUGAGCUGAUAUUUUCCAUCCUCACACACUAACUACAGUCAACAUGGAGCAAGGGGCUGUCCUUAGCUCCUUAGCUCCAGGUGAGGAUUAGCAGAGAGACCACAGCUGGAGGCCAGUGACCUCUGACGCCCGCCAACAGUCACUCCAAGGAAGGGGACGCCCCCGCGUAUGCAGAACUUCACCCUCCCACAUGAAUAAAAGCUGCAGCAGCAGAGAAACUUCAGACAGUUUGAGGACAAAUUUCAAACCUAUGCACUCAGAAUCAGAGGAGAUGGCAGAGAGGAAAGUCAUCCUGUUCAACUUCUGGGGAAUUGUUGUCCCUUCUCGGCCCGAUGCCGUGUUCGACAAGUUCGAGGAGGUGCACGAGCUGCCGAGGGGUUUCCUGUCCAGUGUGGCGUCCCAGAAGGACGGCGCCAUGAUGCAGGCGGAGAGAGGCUCCAUAAGUCUUUCUCAGAUGAUCCCAGCGUUGGAGGCCGACUGUGCGAAGGAGGCUCGGGUCAGGGGAGUGACUCUGCCGUCUGAUUGGUCAGUCAAAGGCCUGCUGGAGGAGCUCAGAGGGGCGAUGGCGGACGUCCAGACAGCCGUGCUGAAGACGUCUUCCAGCCUGCGUGGCAGUGGGUUACUGACAGCCGUGCUGGCCAACCACUGGGUAGACGACAGUGCCGAUGGAGACGGCCCCGCCCGCCUUCUCUGUCUGCUGGGGGGUAAUUUUGACCUGGUCCUCCAGUCCUGCCGGUCAGGUCACAGAGUCCCCGAGGCUGCCAUGUUCAGCUCAGCUUUGCAGCGCCUGGGUGUGACUCCACAGCAGGCUGUGUGGCUGGAUGCAGAUGAGGAGGGUGUGAAGGCGGCGGAGGGAGCGGGCUUGAAGGCCAUCUUGGUGGAGAACCUGGACGUCGCUCUGGAGAAACUGGCCGAGUUUACGGGAGUUCAGGCUGUUGGAGCAGAGAGUCCUCCACCACCCUGCAGACUGGAUCAAGUGUCUCAUGGCUACGUCUCCAUCAGUCCAGGUGUCAGGAUUCAUUUUGUGGAAAUGGGCUGUGGCCCCCCUGUUCUUCUGUGUCAUGGCUUCCCUGAUUCCUGGUUCACCUGGAGGCACCAGAUGCCGGCCUUGGCUGCAGCGGGGUUCAGGGCAAUCGCUGCAGACAUGAAGGGAUACGGAGAGUCCACAGCGCCUCUUGACAGAGAGGAGUAUUCAAUGGAGAAGAUUGUUAAGGAUCUCGUCACGUUUUUGGACAGAAUGUCGAUACCUCAGGUCACUCUGGUUGGUCAAGACUGGGGCGGCAACCUGGUGUGGACCAUGGCCCAGACUUAUCCCGAGAGAGUCAGGGCCGUGGCGUCUCUGAACACUCCUCUGGUGAAGGGGGAUCCUUCCGUCGACAUCAUGGAAAGACUGAAGGCUGUUCCCUUUUUUGACUACCAGUUCUACUUCCGCAACAGAGAUGUAGCGGCAGCUGAGCUGGAGAAGGAUUUGGAGAGAACGUUCAACGCUGUUUUUAACAGAAACCGUGAAGAAGAUGGUCCUGUAUAUGACCUUAUAGGAGUCUGUGAUCGAGGCGGCCUGCUUGUGGGUCUGCCCGAACAGAUUCCCCCGAGCCCCCUACUGUCAAAGGCAGACAUGCAGUACUACAUCAGCCAGUACAAAGAGAGAGGCUUCAGGAGGCCACUGAACUGGUAUGGACAUCUGGAAGAAAACUGGAAGUGGAUGUGUACUCGGCCCUUUGACAAGUUGCUGAAGCCGGCGCUGAUGGUGACGUCAGGCAGAGACCGCACACUGCCUCCAUUCCUGAGCAUGGGAAUGGAGGAAAUGGCAGUGAAUCUGACCAGAGGACACUUGGAGGAGUGUGCACACUGGACUCAGAAAGAAAAGCCAGCAGAGACCAACGACAUCCUGAUAUCCUGGCUCAAAAAGACACACAAGAAGUCUGGAGAUGUUGCUGGAGAUGAGAUGUGACUGUGGAAUAAAAGAUGUGGAUUUGUGCCA
Messenger RNA from Mugil cephalus (flathead mullet), 1999 nucleotides. RefSeq names its product epoxide hydrolase 2, cytoplasmic (gene ephx2). Gene Ontology annotation, cellular component: peroxisome. NCBI's taxonomy places the organism in Eukaryota, Metazoa, Chordata, Actinopteri, Mugiliformes, Mugilidae. The transcript has 18 exons. Gene Ontology annotation, molecular function: magnesium ion binding; lipid phosphatase activity. The record is from RefSeq and is a predicted model, not a curated record. Gene Ontology annotation, biological process: phospholipid dephosphorylation; cholesterol homeostasis. The coding region runs from base 209 to 1969 and encodes 586 amino acids.